CGCUUACCGCAGUUAGGUUUGCGAUCUCGUCGGGUAAAGUCGAACUGAAGAUAAGUACUCAGGAAUGAGUGAAAUAAGCGCGGAACAAAUCAGCAGGCAAUAGAAAAUUAUAAAUAUGUCUGGUCCACCGAAUAUCAACAAUGGGCCUCCUAGUGGCAGUGGUCGUGGAUGGCUUCGAACUCCACCUCCAACAUAUUUUCGAUCACCAUCUCCAUGGGUUCCUCCUGGAUCAACAGCAAAUAUACAGGGACCUGGUUCAUUAACUGGGUCUAGUGAAUCUCAGUAUUUUUCACGGUACAAUGCUUCACCGACUUACUUGGUUCAACCAGUAUACAGAUAUCAACAUGGAGAAGAGAUCAAUGAAAUACAAAACCAAAACCCGGUAAAUGUCAAUGUUGCUUUGCAAAGCAACACUCAAAGCCAAGCAGCAUAUGAUAAUGUAAUAUCUCGUACAUCGGAGCGUCAUACCAAAAAAGAAGUAACUAGUACACAUGUGCAACAGAUAAGGCAUUUGUCUCCUUCGCAUCAUAGUUCCAGUAUUGUACCACCAGUUGCAAAAAAAAUAACAUCAUCUUCCCAGCGCAUGCAACCAAUGCAAUCGCUGCCAUCAAUCAUUCAAGUGGAACGUCCUCAAUCUAGGGGUCCUAAUGUCCGUUACCAAACCCCAUCGGUCCAGUAUGCUCAUUUUGAGCAUCCGUCGAAUACCGAACCAAGCAAUCAACCACAAUACGUUAUAUACGAUUACUCAGGAGAAGCAGGUCCAACGACAGCAGAGAUCAUAGCAAAUCAAUCGCAGGAUUAUGUAGAUGAAAAAUUAGCCGAAUAUCAAGCGACCAUACAUCUACUACAAGAUGAACAAGAACGGGUACAAAAGAAAACAUUUGUAAAUUGGAUAAACUCUUUUCUGAUCAAGCGAAACCCACCUCUUAAAAUUGUUGAUUUGAUUCAUGACUUAAAAGAUGGAACAAAAUUAUUGGCCUUACUUGAGGUGUUGUCUGGUCAACGUUUACCCAUGGAAAAAGGGAAAAUAUUACGAAGGCCACAUUAUUUAAGCAACAUUAAUACGGCUCUCCAGUUUCUCAUAAGCAAGAGAAUAAAGUUAGUAAAUAUCAACCCAUCUGAUAUUGUUGAUGGACGACCAGCUGUAGUAUUGGGACUUAUUUGGACAAUAAUUUUGUACUUCCAAAUUGAAGAAAAUAGUCGCAUUUUAUACUAUUUGAAUGAAAAUCUCAGUGGAUCAGUUAGUAGCUUGGACAGUAGUUCUGCAUCAUGUAUACCGAGUCCAAAUAAACCAUUGCUACAAGAAUCGACUACAAACAAGGCUUCACAAGAAAUGCUUAAGCAAGGCCCUAAGAAAACUCUUCUGAGUUGGGUGAACAACGCGCUUCCAAAGCAAUCAGGAUUGGAGAUUAGAGAUUUCGGAGCAAGCUGGAGAGACGGAUAUGCGUUUUUGUCUCUCAUUGACGCUAUAAAAACGAAUGUGAUUAACAUUGCAGACAUGAAGAGACAUAACAAUCGAUAUCGAUUAGAUACAGCAUUUGAUGUAGCAGAAACGGAGCUUGGUAUUGCAAGACUAUUAGAUGCAGAGGACGUAGAUGUCAACUGUCCAGAUGAAAAAAGUAUUAUGACGUACGUGGCACAAUUUCUACAUAAAUAUCCGGAUGUAAAGAACAUAAAUUCAAAAAGCGAAAGCGAACGAGAACUGUUCGAUUUAUUGACGUGGCUUCACUCCAUAGUUCGUUAUUAUGACGACUUGAAUGGAAACUAUCCUAACAAGUACGACAUGUAUGAAAAACUUGACCAGGAAAAAUCUAACAAAUAUAGCAUUUAUAAAAAAGUAAAAAAUAUUCAUGCUGGAAAAUUAACACCUGAAGUACAAGAUCUGAAUGACUACUGGCUCCGAUUUGAGCAACAUUUGCAAAAAUGGCUGUGGUUUUUGGAUUGCAAUCUUGGUGGACAAUUUGGUGUUAUUGGUUUGUGGCUAAGCAAUGGCGAAAAACUGCUGAAUGAUAGUGAUAUUCCAUACAAUAUGAAUGAAGAAACUGCGUCUCUUAUUAGCAAAAAAUUAGAAGCCCACAAACAAUUCUUUGCUGCUUAUCCAGAAGUGUAUGCAACGUUCAACGAAAUAAAAACAACUAGUGCUGCAAUAAACAUACCUGGAAAUCAGCUUGCGAAUUUGGGAAAAAGAUUAUUCGACAUUGAAAACGUUGCAAAGCAGCGAAGAAUAAAGCUGAAAUUUCUUGAACAUAAAUGUUGUUUGAUUGCCUUCCUGAAUUUACUUGAUAACAAAAUCAAUGGCGUAAAAUACAACAACGAAGAUGUCGUAAAACAGUCACUUGAACAAUUGAAAAAUUUUGUGACUAGGAAUCAGAUAAUGCAAGAAUUUGAAAAAGCCCUAAUCGACAUGAGACAGGUUAUCGAUGAAUACAAAGUAGAUGGAAAUAUUUCCAAAAAAGAGGAAUACAAUAUUGACAUUUUCCUUCGUGAAAUUGAAGAUCGAUGGAAGAACGUUUCUUCUCGGUUAAUAUGUACAGAAACGAUGCUAGAAGAUGUACUGUCGCACUGGAAGCGUUGGAAAAAUCUAACAGAUGAUUUAGAAAAAUGGAUAGCUGCUGCCCAUAAUGCAUUGAAUGCAAUGGAAGAUGAAAAUAUUGAAUUCUUCCAAAACUUGGGCGUUUAUAAAGAAAAAUAUGAACAACUUGCUGAAACAUACAACAUCUUGAAGUCAACAUGUGAUUAUGAAACAGCAAAUAAAAUUGAGAACAUUUACAAACAGCUUGCAAUGCACUGGGAACAAAUUUUCCAGUAUUCAAAACAAUACCUUCACGUCGGUGACAUUUUACAACAUAGACAAAAGUUCAAGAAAGAUGCAGCACUUUUGAGUGCUUGGAUACAAAAAGCAGAAACUACAUUGUCUAGAAAUAAUCUCCAAACUUCAAACGAUAUCAAGCAGUCUGAAGCUGAAAUAAAACAAAUUGCUUGUGAAAUUGAAUCUCAAGAGGAGCUGUUCAAGUCAGUGAGCAGAAGUUUUCAAGCACUAAUAAAGGAAUAUUCAAGGGAUGAAGUAGACAAAAUGAUGACCUUAAUGAAAAAAGAAAAAGAAGCAUUGGUUUGCAUAAGAGCUCAAAUCCCCAUCAAACUUCAUCUUUUCCAUCAACUUUUGACACAACAAGACGCACUAGAAGCCGGUCACAGAGAAAUCACGGAGUGGUUAGAUGAAGCAGAAAAUCUAUUAAUAUCUUAUGCAUUCAGCAAUGAACGUCAACACACAUCGGCCAAUCUUGAAAAACACAAAAACUUUUUCAGCCGAACUCUAUACUACAAAUCAAUGUUGGAAAGCAAAAAUAAUGUUUUCCAUAACCUUCUAAAACUUACGAAUACAGAUAAUAGUGUUAAUAUGCACGAUUUGUCCACCAAAAUGAAGCAACUAAAUGAGAGAUUUUCGUAUGUUAUAAACAACGCCAAUGAUUGGGAAAAUAAAUUACAUGAAAACUUAAAAGCCUGGGCAAAAUUCAAUGAUAGUCAGCAAAAAGUAUAUAAUUUUCUAAGACAAGCAGAAUCUUGGCAGAAUGCAACAGUACCUCUUGAAAAGCAAAGUGAUGUUCUAAAUCAAUUGGAGUUCUUCAAUCAUGCUGACCAAACAAUUGUAAAUAUCUUGGAAUCAAACACUGAAGAGCUUCUGAAAUACCUACCACCAAAUGAACAAAGGAUAAUGAUAUCGGAAAUCGAAUCACUUCAAAAACAAUGGAGCUCAGUAAUUUCAAAUAUUCCACGGCAUAUUAUGAAGCUUGAAUUCAGAUUGAAUGAAAUUGUGUUUUUCAAUCACAUGGCUCAGAUUGAAAAAGAGUUGAACGCCGAGGAGCAAGCAUACAAUUGCAAUGAAAAUUACGAAACUAUUGUUCAGCGAAAUGAGGAUUUUUUCAAAACAAAUGAUUUGCAAAAAGUUGAAAAGGUGUUGGCCGCUCUUGAAAAAAUAAGCUAUAUUUACGCAGAGCAAUUUUUAAAUGAUCGUGUUUUAUGCCAGCAGUAUCAGUUAGCAAACAAUGCUUGGAUUGAAAUGUGUAAGAGGAUUGAAAACGUCAAAAAUAUUUUACAUAAGAUUCCAGCACAGUGGGCCGCUUAUCGUAACAAAUUUGAAGAAAUGACAAAUUGGAUGAAUCACGUUGAUCAAUCGCUAAAGCGAAUAAUGAUUGAAAAAGAAACUCUGGAACAAUUUGAACAGGAAAAGAUCACUUUUCAGCUGAGAGAACUAAUGAAUAUUUGCUUCGAAGCGGAUAACAGGAGAGAGGACAUGAAAUGGUUGGUGAAAACGUUGGAUUUCUUGUUAAACCAUACUAAUGAAGAACAAGCAACAAUGGAACAAACCAAAAUUGAAACUUUAAUCACUCGCUAUAAAUCACUUAUACCAACUAUAGAAACAACGAUGGUUAAAACAGAAAUAUUUGCUAAAUGUUACACAUAUCGCCAUGAAACUGAAGAAAUAUGUAAUUUGUUAGACAGAAUCAAAAUGCAAAGCAAACAGGCUGCAACCCCAGAGUGUUAUAUAAAUGUGAAUAAUAUGAUCGAAGAACAGAACAUUUCUCUUAAAGAAUUGGACAAUCAAAGAGGACACAUCAUGAAGAUGCUUCAAAAGGGAAAAGAUUUGAGCAAAAAUGCCAAUGCACCAGAGUUUGUCAGCAAAACUACUAAAGCAUUGGAAACUACCUGGAAUGAAACGUACAAUGAAGCUGCAGAAAAGUUGAAAACAUUGCGUAUAGUACAGAAGACAUGGAGCGAUUUCAAUACUCAGAAAGGAAAUAUUGAAAAAUUACUCAAUACUGCUGAGAUGGAGUUAAGAUCCAUUACUCCUCUUCAAACCGAUCCUACAAGUGUCACACAAGAUCUGGAAACAAAGAAGCAACUUGCAAUGAACUUGAAACAAGCAUCAUCAAAAUCAUUUCUGCAGUUGAAUGAUCUGUGCAGGGAAUUGGGAUCGUUCAUUCGUCCAACCGCGAUUCAACUAUUAGAAAAAGAAACAGCUGAUCUACAAAAUAGAGUGAUCAAUACCGUAAACUUUGUUGAAAAACGUAUAGAUUAUCUUGCAGACUAUAAUGACAAAUGGAAUGAAUACAAGCAAAGAUUAGAAAACUUAAAAAAUUGGGUCGGUAAUGUAUACCCCAAAAUGGUGGCAUCUAUUAAGCAACAGCAAAUUACUCCAGCUGAUAGGCUGCAAAAAGCAGCGCAACUAGAAAACGUUUUAUGUGAAAAAAUUAAAACAUUAGAUAUUCUCAACGCAAGUGCCUCUGACUUAGCCUCUAAGGAAGGCAACUUAACUGAAAUGAAACGUCUCAAAAAUGAAGCACAACGUCUGCAAGUUACUUUUUCUGAACUAAACAACGCCCUUAGUGUAGAAAAGGAACAAGUAAAUCAAGACUUACAAAGGUGGGACCAAUUCAACAAUGAAAUUGGUAAAAUAAAAUUCUGGAUUGAACAGAUAAAUUUGCCCCAACAAAAUAAAAUUUGUACACUUGAGGACGCAACAUUGCUUCAAUCAAAACUAAACGAUCUCAAUGAACAAUGUAAGAAAACAUUUAUUGAAUUGCAAACUUUGUCGCAAUUAUGUCAGAACAUUAAAUAUGGUAUCAAUCCAACAGAUGAAGUUGACAAAUGCUAUGCAGCUGUGACAGAUGUUCAUGAAAAUGUUCAACAUAUGAAGGGAAAGCUCGAUAAACUUUUACAAAACCUAUCUGUAAUGGACACAGAAUUGGAAAAAAUUCAUAUUUUCAUCAAUGAAGCCAAUGGAAAAUUACGUGAUUUUUCGGCGGUAAAUUUAGAGCACUUACCUCUUGAUAAAUUGGACAAUAAAAUCAAAAUGCUACGUCUUUUCAAUAAUGAGAUCUCUGAACAACAAGCCAAGCUCAUCUCAUUAGUACAUAUUUUUGACCAAAUAAACGGAAUUUUAGACGACGGAAUUCCUACAUUAAAAAAUAAGCUGCAAGAGCCAAAAGAUCAACUUUCAAAUCUUAGUGAUGUUGUACGAUGUCUGAUCAACGAAUAUUAUAAACGCAUUCUAGUUCAACAGAGUUUCAAUGCAAAAAUGAUUGAUUUUAGUAAUUGGAUGGACCAAAUGACAACGAGUGUUGGAGAUAUUGAAGAAACAAUGCUUGAUGAGAUUGAUCUAGCACUUCAAAAAGCACAUUAUCUAUUACAACAACAUGCAGGAAAACAAGAUGCAUUCAAUGAAAUAUAUUCUGGAAUAAAACAUGGCAGUCUGUCUCCUGUUAUCGGAGAUUCAGCCGUAGUAGAUGAAACUUACUCAUCUUUAGCUAGCAAUUAUCAGAAUAUCGAAGAUAAUUUGCAGUCGUACAUCACGUAUUUGAAAAAAUGGGCAGAAUUUCUUCACUGGUAUCGUGGUCUUAACAAUCAAAUUGAACACAUGAAUGACAACGAAUUAAGAUAUGAUUUGGCCGAUGAGAAUGAGCUGAAGGAAGUGAUGAACAACGUGGCGAAUUAUAAACAAGAUAUUCACUCUUGGAAGCAAGACAUGACAACAGUUGAGCUUCAUCCUAAAGUUAAUAUACGUGAUCAAAAAGGGAACAAAAUUUCUGCAAUUUCCUUGAUUGUAGAUUUGGAAAACAAAAUUGAAAAGAUAAAAUGUCAUUGCGAUGCAAAAGCCAAUGAAAUCAAGGAUAUUAAACAGAGAGCAACUAUUUUCCAGGAAAACCAACAGAAGAUAGUUGCAAACUUAAAUUCAAUCUCAGAUAAAUUGAAAAAUAUUGUCAAAAACGCUAGAUUAAGCAACAUAGUUGACUCAUUGGAGGAGCUGUCAGCUUUGAAUAACGAUCUCAGUAAUGAAUGUUCAUUCAAAGCACAGAUUCAUUACGAAGGAACAUUGCUAAUGAAACAAGAAGGGAUUCCAAUGAAUAACAUUCAAGAGCCUCUUGCAGCUCUCGAUAAAGAGUUGAAUAAUAUUCAACUUGAUAUUGAAGAAACGAUCGAUGCAUUUAUUAAUGUGCGUGACAAUUAUAAUGAUUUUAACAGAUUUAAUAUGGCUUUCAAUGCUGAACUGAAAAAUAUAACUACUGUAAACAAAUCAACUGGUAUCACCGCUCAUAACAAACAAUCUAUAAUUGAAAAGUUAGACCAGUUGAAAACAAGUUCAGAAUCAAUGAAAAAAAUUAAAAAGAAUGCUGACGGAGUUUCAAACAAGGGAAACGAAAUUGUCAAAUCGUUUUGCAAAUACAAUCCAUUAGACUGUGAGAAUCUAUUAGAAAUUAUACGUCAAAACAAUGAUGCCUUCAAAUUGAAUUUGGAUCAAUUGAUCGAGAAUAGUAAUGGUCUAAAUCAUAAACUGGCCUUGUAUAAACAAAUUGAAGAAAUGGGCCAAGACAUGAUAUCAUGGCUUGAGACAACUGAUGAUCAAUUUAACCGUGUAGAAGAUAAUCCUUGUGAGACUGAACAUAAACUGAACAACUUCAAAAUCGAACUACCUAAUCAACUGGUCUGUAAAAGAAAUUUUCAUGAACUGGUUGGUGAAUACAAACAAAUUACCAAUAAUUUUAUACCACAGCCUAUUGAAUCUGUAGAAACAAUCGUCGAAACUAUGUUCGCCAAAAUUCAGUCACGUUUUGAAGAUCUAAAUUCAAAAAUGAAUGAAUAUGCUGAGACAGAAAAGAAUUUUAAAGAACGGAUUAAAAUGAUGAUUGAAAAACUGUACAACAUUCGAGAAGAUGUCAUGAGCUGUGACGAUGCCACGCUAGACGUCAAUAAGCAGCUACGAAAUCUUGAAAAGCUGCAAACAUUGAGAAAUACUACAAAUUCAGUAGGCAUUGAAAUCACUGAUUUGAAAAAUUUGGCAGUGAAUUCUGAAAUAAAAUUAGAUUCCAUUAAAGAGACUACUACUUCUAGAGAGCUCAACAGUUUGGAACAUCGCUUUGGGAUGGUGAUGAAUAACCUUAAUGAGGUGGAUAGCAAAUUAAACAAAGCUGUCGAAAAAGCUUUUAAAGAUAAAAUUUCCGCAAUAGAUCGUAAUGUUUCUUCACAAUUGGAAAAACUAAAGUGGUGCCAGCCUGAAUUAAACAGCGAUAAAUAUAACUUAGAAAUGAAAAAAUCUACAAUGAGCGACAUUGAACAAUCAACAUUUGAGUACGAAAGUCAUUUGAUUAGUCUCUCUGAGCUACUUACUUCUCUUGGUAAUGUCUUGACCCCGUCAAAAGUCUCCCAUUUAAAAGAAGAAAAAGAAGAAGUUCAAAAAAAUUUCACUUUUUUGAAAUCGGAGUGUAACAAAGUAAAAUCUGCAUUAAAUUCCAAUAUUGCUCUAUGGGAGGAAUAUGAACGUAACUCAGGGGAAAUUAUUGAAAGAUUGAAAGAAAUUGAGAAAAAACAUAAAAUGGAAACAGUGCUUUUAAUAGACUUGACUUUACUGGAAGAUAAAAUAAGUGAAACAAAAAGAACUCAUAAAGCUUUGACAGAAUUUGAAUCGAAUUUGAGAAAACUUCAUGAAGUUGCAAAUAAUAUAAAUUUUCUCAAUCCUGAAUCAAGAGCGAUGAUACUCGUACAUCAGUUGCAAACCAGAUUCAAUACGUUUGAAAAAUACUUUUCGUUCCUUUUGAACAGGUUAUCUGAUGUAAAUUCCAAAAACAAACAAUUCAAUCUAUUACUGAAAGAAAAGUUACAUUUUAUCGAAGACAUUAAACCAAGAUUAGCUUGUUUUGAUAAAGCAUCAGAAAAAGACCUUGAUGAAUUGAAGAGCUAUCGUGCCAAAAUAAUAGCACAAGAGCAGUCCAUCAAUGAUACUUGUUCCUUAGGUGAAAGCUUGUAUGUUGAAGUAAAUCCCGAAUGUCGUGAAGCAAUUAGAAUGGAAGUCUUAGCUUUAAGAAAUGCAUAUCAUUCUGUUUUAGAUGGAUGCAACUCUCUUAUGAAAGAAAUGGAAACAAAUAUGAUUAAUAGGAAAACAAUUGACGAAAGUCAUGAGCAGCUUCUCACGUGGCUACAUGAUUUGAAAACUAUGUUUCAUGGAAUGCCUUCAGUUUGUGAAACUCUACAACUCAAAAAGAGUACAAUGCUUGAUUGUAAAGCUUUGAUCAAAGAUGCAAAUUAUCAUAAAACAAAUGUUGAACAACUUCAAAAAAGAUCUGCUAAAUUGUAUAGUACAGAUGCCUUCACAAAUAUCAAUGAUACAUGUGUGCAAUAUACUUCACUUAUCAACCAUCUACAACAAAGAAUGACUGUCUACGAAACAGCCGUAAAAGAUCAUGAACAGUUUAAUAGCUUAUUGGAAAAAUCACGUGAUUGGUUAUUGAAGCUUCAGUCCCAAACAAACGAUGUUUUCAAUAAUGAAAUCGAUUUGAAUGGGAUAAAAAUUGAAGAACAUUUAUUAGUAAUUGAUAACACUCUUUCAGAAGAAGACAUUGUUUUGGACAGUUUAAACGAUGCAUAUAACCAAUUUACUAUUGUUUUAGCUCAGACGGCUGAAGCCGGACAUUCUGAUCUACUCAAAACGUUUGAAGAAUGCAAAAAGAACUGGAUCCAAUUCUUUGAAAAAUGUAGAAUGGUUAAAUCUAAACUUUCUGACUUUGUAAAUCAAAUUGCAAUUGCGCAUCGCAGUUUGGACGAUUGUUCAACUAUGCUUAAUCAAACCAAAAUAAAAAUUAGAGAUUUGUCUUGUCAAAUAGCAGUUAACCCUAAGAAUGAUGUUUUAACACAUUUAGAGGCACUGCAUAAAGAAAUUGAAGACCAAGGAGUGAAAGUCAGUAAUAUACUUCAGAAAUAUAAUUCACUUAAAAUGAACAAUGAUUUAUCUGCUAAAUCCUAUAAUGUUCAGAAUGAAUACCGAAACGUUUUAAAACUGUGUACAGACGCAAUCGAUAAAGCAAAUGCAGUGAUUCUUGAUCAAGCUGAUUUUGAUAAAGCAUACGACGAAUUCUUAAAUGUGAUAAUAAAUCACUUAAAAUCAUUGGAUGAAUUCGAACAGAUGGUUGGUGACCUAACCACACUACAAAAUCGGCAGAUUAUUCUCAAAGAGAUAGCAUACAAACGGCUUGAUGAUGGAAACACUCUUGAAGAGUUAAUUGCAAGAGGGGAAAAUUUAUACAGUCAAACUUCACCGGAAAGCCGUGAUAUAGUUCGUACAAAGCUAUUAGAAUUGCGAAUGCAAUGGGAUAAAUUUUCCGAUAAAUUAGAAGCGACUUCACAAAAGGUUGAUCAAUGCAUUCUUCAAUUGGGUGAAUUCAAUUUACAACAAGAGCAGCUUUCCAAAUGGUUAAAAGAUAUUGAAAUGUCAAUGAAAAUUACUGCUGAACUAAAAUCAAAUAUUCAGGAUAAACGAUCUCAGUAUCAAAACCAUAAACUUAUGCAUCAAGAGAUAAUCUCUCAAAAUGCCUUAGUCGAUUCAGUCUGCAAUAAAGCGCAAAAUUUGCUUUUAUUGACUGAUGACCAACAUUUAGAGACGUAUUUAACAUCUAUAAAAGACACUUAUCAAAACAUUGUCCAACAAUCAAAUGAGCUACUAAUCAAUCUCAAUGAAUGCGUUAAUGCUCACAAUACAUACAACACUGUUUUAGGAAAACUAAAAAUGUGGAUAACAGAAGAGAAAGAUAAAAUUACAGCAUGUGACGACGAAGGAGGUGAAAAACAAGAAAUUAAUAAACGUAUUGAAACACUCAACCGAAUAAAACAAGAACGGCCAAGAGGAAAUGAGUUACUUAAUCAAUUAUUACAAAGUCACGAUUUAAAUAAACGUAGCACCGCCUCUCAGGGAAUUUCGGUAGCAGAAGAGGAAAUAAACACAAUCAAGUCUAAUAUGGAAAGUCUUGAUAGAUAUAUGAAUGAAACGAUAGAAUGUCAAACACGAUGCUGGUCAAACUGGACAGAAUUUGAUCAGCAUUUAGAAAUGCUAACAAAAUGGUGCAGAUCAAUGGAAACAAUAUUUAGAGAACAGAAACUUUUCGAUACUAUUCAGCAAAAACAAAACCAAUUGCAAGUUUAUCGCACCAACUUGGAACAAAUAAAUGAUAAACAAAAGGAUGUAGAUGAUUUUGUUACAAAUGCUCAAGCAUUAUUCAGCAAAACAGGGGUUGAAAAAGUCAAAUUCUAUAUCAACCAACUUAUAAAUCGAUACCAGCUACUUCUUGUAUUGAGCAAGGAAGUGGUUAACCGUGCGCAAAACAUUGUUAACGAUCAUGGAAGCUACGAUGAAAGAUUGGUGGAUUGCAGAGGGUGGCUUAUGAACAUGGAUGAUAGCGUGAAGCUUUUGUCCUCAGAAAGGGAUCCCAAUGCCCAUAAAAUAAUGAUGCUAAACAUAAAUAUUGAGAAAGAGAAAUUAGAAAACUACUUGCCAGCAUUAAUUACGGCGAGUGAAAAAGUUUUAACUGAAACUAGCUCACAAGGCAGAGAAACAAUACGUAAUGAUGUAAAAGAUAUAAAAGAAAGAUUUGAUAAUGUUAUGGCAACAUUAACCAAUGUGAAAAAACAAUUUGACAUCCGAUCUGUACAAUGGUCGACAUAUCACGAAAGUUUGCAGCAAGUUUUAUCGUGGCUAGAUACUACUGAGAAAAAAAUUGACAACAGUGAAACUCAAAGCUGGAAUACAAUGCAGGAAAUUCGCUCCAAACUCUUCAAAUAUAAAUCGUUGACACAAGAAAUCUCAGGCCAAAAAAGAGUUAUUGAUUCACUCAGUGAAAAAACAGCAAAUGUUUUUGUCACCGAAGACGAUGAUGUAGCCUCGAAAGUGCAGUUUAUUAUUCAGCGAUAUGAGGUUUUAAAACAGAGUUCAAGUGAUAUUGUCGUUAAUUUAGAGCAAUCUUUAUCGCUGCUUAAUAGGUUUAAUGAGCUUCAAAAAUCACAUAUUGAUGAGCAAGAGGAGCUUUUGAAUAAUUUGAAACAGCUGUCUGAUAUUUCCGGCAGCAGGCAAGUUGUUCAAGAGAAACUCCAGAAAGUACAGGAACUUCAGUUGGUAAUUCCAUUAAAAAUUGAAAGUUUUGGAGAUCUAAAUAAAGUGAUUACUGAAAACAGCGGCAUAAUUUCAUAUGGUGCCAAAAUAAAUAUGGAAAAGGACUUGACAAAAAUACAACAUAAAUUUGAAAGUUUGAGUAAUGCUAUAAACGAUACCAAAUUUGAACUAGAAAAACGACUUCAGCUUUGGAAUGCAUAUCAAAAUGAGCUUGAUGAGAUCAAUAGUUUUCUAUCAGGAGUUGAAGAUUAUAUGCGAUCUCAUGGAUUGAAAAACACUUUACUCGAGAAACAAGAACAACAUGAAUUGUAUCAAACUCUAUGUGGAAAGUUGAAGCACAAACAUCUGUCUUUUGAUUCAUUACAUGAUAAAUCAUCAGAAUUAUUACAAAGUAGUGGCGAUGCGAAAAUUUCAAUCAACAUGCAGCAAAUAAAAUCACGAAUGCAGUCUGUUGAAAAUGCUAUAAAAGAAUUAUCAAAAAAAUGCGAGCAAGCAUAUGAAGAACAUAAAACAUAUAUGUCUAAAUAUGACGAAUCAAUUUCCAAACUAAAUCAAAUAAAGGAAACAUUUGAUGAUUGCAAACGCAAUCAUCAAAAUAAUUUAGAAGAAGUCAUAAAAACAAUUAAUGCCUUACUUACCACGCAUAAUGCAAUAAACGUACAAUGUACCUUAGUGUCAGAUUUGGGAGAAAAGCUGUACUCUUCAACUGCAACAGAAGGACAACAAGUGCUGCGGAAAGAGAUUCAGGAUCUAUUGCUACGAUACGAGAGACUCUUUGAUGAAAUUGCUUCGUACCAUAAACAAUGUGAAGCUAAAUCCACUAAACUUUCUGGGUUUAAAGAAAAGCUUGAUCAAAUUCAGCAGUGGUUAAGUUGUAUUGGCUCUUCUUUGAUUGGUGAUAUGAACUUGAAACCAACUCUUGAUGAAAAAAUAGCCCAGCAACAAGCGUACAUAGACCUGUUAAAUGAUAUUAAAAAUCAUAAACCGGAGAUGAACAACAUUCAGGAACUUCUGAAUAAUUUAAAACAAGAAGAUGUAGAAGCAGAUACAGUGUACAUUGCAGUCAACAAAUCAUACAAUGAAUACUUCGAUAAAUGCCAAAAUUUUGUUAACGCAUAUGAGCUGAUAGUUAGUAAUCAUCGUCAGUAUUGUAAAGCGGUCCUCGAAACCUCUGAUUAUAUUGAUGCAAAUCAUAACACAAUCGAACUAUGGGGUGAAACUGAUCUGGAUCAAGUAUCUCUGCUCACAAAUUUGGAUCGAUUGAAUGAAUUGAAAAAAUCGAUCAUUGCGGAAAGUAACAGAAUUGAACAGAUAAGAGCACUCGGUGAAUUGACUAUUCCUGAUACUAGCGAUGAGGGGAAGGCUAAUAUAAGACUACAAAUAGAUAUUUCACAACAAGAAUGGGAAGGACUUUUGGUAGCUGUUGAUUCAACAAUUGAGAAACUACAAUCCAAAAUUGUGGAGUGGAAUGAUUACGAUAAGCAACGAUCUGAUUGCAACAGUUGGAUUCGAGAUGUUGAUACAAAAGUACACUCAAUUGAUCUUAAAGCUACUCUCAAUGAGAAAAAAGCAACAUUGGACUAUUUGAAGAGUUUACAAGGAGAAGUUAAAGCAAAGGAACUUGAAAUCGAUAGUUUUACUGAAAAAGCCCAACUACUUUAUAGGGGUUAUCUCAGUAGCAGAAAUUCUCAAAUAUCUGAAUUAGCUAUCAAGUACCAACAAACAUCUAAUCGUGUCAAAGAGUUGACUACAAGGUGGCAACAAUAUGUAAUAAAUCAUCAAGAGUUGGAAUCACAGAUAUCCAAUUGCAAGGAUUGGCUGAACAGUAUGAAAGAGAAACUCAAUUUUUGUGCUGACCAAAGCACUACUUCUGAAAAAGAGUUGCAAAGUAAAUUAAAGUUAAUUCAAGACUUUAUCGUUAAUAAAGAUGAAGGAACUUCAAAGAUUCAGAACUUAAUGGAUUUAGCACAACAAGUACUUACUUGUACCACAUCAACUGGUCAUGAAGUAAUCAAUAAAUCAGUCUCCGCUCUACAAGAAGAAUGGUCUGCAUUAACCAUGAAAAUGGUGGACGUGAAAUCUAAUUUAGAUGAAGCUAUCAAUCAAUGGUCCGGAUUUCUAGAUCAGAUAAAUGAUCUUCGCAAAAAUAUUGAGUGCAUGGAAAACGAAUUUAAGAUAUAUUCUGAAUUUCAGCCAACAAUGGCCGAAAAGCGCGCCCAAUUGGAUAGAAUUAAAAAUAGUGAAGAAAAAAUACGUGUUCAGCGUAUCGAAAUAGAGCCAUUAAAACAGAAAGUAGUGGAAAUGUGUAGUCUGGGUCAACAAACUCAAGCAGCGAGCACUGCACAACAAAUCCUUGGUAAAUUCGAUUAUGUUGCUGAUCAAAUUAAGAAACUACUGACUGAAAGAGAAGACCAAUAUCGUGAUCAUCGAUUAUAUAAAGAAGCAUACGACGACUUAUUAAAUUGGAUAAACAGAGCACGUGAGAAGUUACCAUGUGUGAAACAGCAAUCUCUAAGUGACAAAUUAUCAAUUGACAAUGCAAUUGCCCCUUUGGACUCCCUCAUGAACAAAAAAGCUCAAGGAGAACUACUAGUGGAACAUUUAGUUCACACUGGGGAAGUAGUGAUGGCAUCAACUUCCACUAAGGGUAAAGAAUUAAUCAAAAGUGAUAUUGAUGGGUUGAAAAAUAGCUUUAGCAAUUUGUUCAAAGAAAUAAGUGAGCAGAAACGAAAUCUUGAGAAAACUAUUUCAAUGCUUCGGGAAUAUAAAGAAGAAUACGAGCGCUUGUCAGAAUGGUUGCAGCAAAUCGAUAUAAUAGUGAAAAACAACAAGUUAGCUAUGUCCUCUAAUUUGCAGGAAAAGGAGAAGCAAGUAAACGAUAUGCGUGAACUGGUGGAGCGGUUAAAUAAAGGCCAAUCAGAAAUUGAUAAAUUUAAUGCUUUUGCCGCUCCACUACUACAAUCACAUUUAGAUUCUUACAUUGGUAAUCAAUUGAGGCAUCUUAAUUCUCGAUAUCAAGUUCAAAUUAAUAUUGCCAAAGACGUUCUUAAAAAGGUUGAAACAAACUAUGAUCUUCACAAAGAUUAUAAAGAGUACUUGCAAAAGGCCAACGCUUGGAUUGAAAAUGCUAAAGAAAUUGUUAGGUUUUCGACUGACAAUGUAGAGAAUGCUAGCAAAGAGAACUUAGAAAAACGCUUGGAAAAAAUAAUAGAGCUUAUUCAACAACGUGAUCAGGCACAAAAUCUUGUGAACAAUACUGUUAACACCGGAGAAAAAGUAGUGAAGAAUACUAAAUCCGAUGGUAAAGAAGUAAUUAACACAGAGCUUAAAGAGAUUCAAACUAAUUGGGAUAGGUUGGUGAAAAAGAUGUCUAACGCUAAAGUUUGUUUAGAGACAAGUUUGCUCCAAUGGGCCGAUUACAGCUCAAGUUAUAAUCAUCUUCAAAAAUGGAUUCAGGAUCGAGAAUCAAAACUUCAAAGGGUUAGCGAGCAAAAAGUUGUUAGGUUCAAGACUGGUACACCUACAAGCAUAAGUAGUGGCUUGAAUGAAAGAAGAGCAAAUUUACGUCAAGCUAAUGAUAUAGUUCAGGAUAUAGUUUCGUUUGAACCAAUGAUCCAAUCAGUUGCAAAUAAAGCAUCAGAUCUUCAUCAAACAUCUCCAGCAUCUGAAAUUUCACACAAGUAUGAAAACCUUAGCAAGCAGGCCAAAGAGGUUUUUGCUAAACAAAAAGAAACUGUAGAACUUCAUCAGGCAUUUAUUGACUCGAGUAAUGAAUUUGCCGCAUGGAUUCGAAACGCUAAGGAAAAUCUCAAUAAAUGUACUGACUAUAAAGGUGAUAGAGAUUCAUUGGUGUCAAAAAUGACGCAGCUGAAGGUUCUCGAAAGCGAUGCUCCUGUUGGCCAAAAAAAGCUUGAGAAAGCUUUAAAGCAAGCUGAAAUAGCAUGCCAAAUGGUAGACUCGGAAGAAUGUGAGGCGAUAGAAAAAGAAGUAGCUAUUCUUCAGGAAGAAUUCGAUAACUAUUGUCUAGCUCUGAAAAAAAUUGGAACAUCUCUGGAAAAUGGUAUCGUACGAUGGACAGAAUAUGACGACCAGUAUAAAAUCGCUCAAAAAUGGUUGGACAACAUCGAAGAUGAGAUGCAAAAAUACAACAAAAUGCAGAGUAGUCUUGAAGAGAAAAAAUGCGUAUUGGAAGAGUUUCAGACUAAACUUCAAACCUUGUUCGAUUGGCAACGUGAGCUGGAUAAUUUGAACAUGAAAGCUCAAAUUCUCCUAGACAUUUGUGCCGACACUCGAGUGAGCAAUGGUGUCACUCAGCUAACAACCAAAUACAAUGUGCUAUUAUCCAUUGCGAAGGAAACAAUGCGACGACUAGAGCAGCAUUAUCAAGAGCACCAACAGCAUAAUACGCUCUAUGGUGAAUGCCAUGACUGGCUAGAUAGAAUGCAUGAAAAGAUUAAUGAAUGUGACACUAUUCCACAAACUGUAACAGAAACUGAAUCAAAGUUGAAUAUUAUAAAAGGAAUUCGUCAAAACCUCGAACAAGGACAGAACAAAUUACGUUAUUUAUUUGAGCUCAAAGAAAAAAUAGUUCUGAAUACGGAAUCCAACGGUGCCUCUAAAAUUGCCGAAGAUACCGAAAACAUCAAAACAGAUUAUGAGUCCUUGAUGGUAGAUAUCAAUGAAAACCGUCAAAAACUGAUGAAUCGCUUAACACUUCUAGAAGAUAUCGGAAAACUUUCUAGAGUUCUAUCGGAAUGGAUCGAAGAAGCUAAUGGUAGAAUUAAUGAGAGCACGACUCUUAACGAUUUGUCUGAUACAAGAAUUGCGUUAGAAAAGUAUCGAACUAUUCAACGAGAAACAGGGAAUUAUAAUGAGACAACUAAUAAAAUAAAAGAAAAAAUUGCCGGUUCCAACAAUAUCAAAAACGACAAAAUAACACAACUUCUUCAAGAUUACGAUGAAUUGAUAUCAAAACUGAACAUCGAGAUAGAGUGCUUGGAAAACCAGGUUAAUAACUAUGAAAAAUUCAAACAAGGGCUUCAAGAGCUAUAUGAAUGGAUGAAAACAACUAGGCUGAAUACUGAGAGACUGACGGAUUAUCAUGGCGAUAAAAAUCAUAUAAUUGAACAACUAGGCCGAUUAAAAGAAAUACAGCUGUCAUUCACUGAAGGAAAAAUUCUGCUUGAGAGUGCUCAAGAUCUUGGAUCUGCGCUGCUGCAAAUUGUAAGUCAAGAAGGUCAUAAUUCAAUAAAGCAAGAACUGUUGCAAGCCAAGUCAGAUUGGGAAGACAUAGAAACUUUGACAAAAACUGUCAAUCAAGAACUGACGGAUGUACUCGCUACUUGGGAAAGUUAUAUAGAAAAAACUGACGACAUCACUUCUUUCGUCAUGGAGUAUGAAGGCAAAAUAUCUUCAUUUAGUGCCGAAAACGUUGGAGAACAAGAAAAUAGUCUCAGAGAACUAAAGCAUAUCUUCAAUUUAAUUGUGACCAAGAAAAACUCCUUUGAAGAAUUAAAUGAUAUCUGCGAAACAUUAAUGGAAAAAUGUGCAUGUUCCAUAGUUCGGGACCGUACCGUUGAACUUCAAAAAAGUUAUUCAGCACUAUUAGCGAAUUUGCAAGGUAAGUAA
Aedes aegypti (yellow fever mosquito) is the source of this 17557-nucleotide messenger RNA. RefSeq names its product nesprin-1-like. The transcript has 9 exons. Gene Ontology annotation, cellular component: cytoplasm; meiotic nuclear membrane microtubule tethering complex; nuclear outer membrane. Gene Ontology annotation, molecular function: actin filament binding. The coding region runs from base 116 to 17557 and encodes 5813 amino acids. Gene Ontology annotation, biological process: nuclear migration. NCBI's taxonomy places the organism in Eukaryota, Metazoa, Arthropoda, Insecta, Diptera, Culicidae. The record is from RefSeq and is a predicted model, not a curated record.